Messenger RNA from Bombyx mandarina (wild silkworm), 1592 nucleotides. Its product is annotated as rhodopsin, GQ-coupled. Gene Ontology annotation, molecular function: G protein-coupled receptor activity. NCBI's taxonomy places the organism in Eukaryota, Metazoa, Arthropoda, Insecta, Lepidoptera, Bombycidae. The record is from RefSeq and is a predicted model, not a curated record. Gene Ontology annotation, biological process: positive regulation of cytosolic calcium ion concentration; inflammatory response; adenylate cyclase-activating G protein-coupled receptor signaling pathway. Gene Ontology annotation, cellular component: plasma membrane.
GUCGGUAGCCGCCGCACGCGAACGCUAGGCGCGGAGUUCAGUGCCGGGAUUCAUAAUAAAUAAAACAAGUGAUUCAGAUUAUUUUUUUACUUUAUGAUUUUGUGAUCUUUUAUUUUGAUCACGAGUGACGAUGUGACUGGCGGUUACACUAUACGAUCGACUAACGAGACAGCACGCGCCGCCGCCAUGGAGAACAUCAUAGCUCUGGACUUCACUGAGUCUACACCACUAAACUUCUCCCAGUUUGACUUGAGGGCAUUGAAUCAAACCAACAUCACAUCAAGCUCAAGUUACAUCAGCAGACGGCAGUUAUUUGGGAUCGUCGUGAAGAUCGUGUACGCUAUAGGAAUAAUUGGGAACACUAUAGCUAUCAUCGCUUUGAGGAGAGGAGAGAGGAGGGUCCGCAACAGAAAGCAUUUGCUGCUGCUAACCUCGCUGGCGGCUAACGACGUCGUCGCCUUGGUCGGCAUGAUGUGCACGAUGGUGGUAACGGAGCAGGUGCCGGGAGUGAGCUCGAAGCAGUGGCUGUGCAUGACCAGGGUGGUGCUGCGGAUCUUCGGCAUCGGCAGCGUGUGCAUCGCCGUCACGAUGGCGCUCGAGCGAUACCUCGCGCUGACGAGACCCUUCUUAUAUCAAAAGCAAGUAACGUACUACGUGAUCCGGAUGGCGCUGCUGCUGUCCUGGCUCUGGGCGGCGCUGCUGACGUGCGCGCCCGUGUUCGGUCUGGGGCUGUACUACGACCCCCGGCGCGGGAAGUGCCUGCGCUACAGGGAAGCGCAGUCCGCGACUGACUUCGCCUACGCUAUCAUCUACGUUAUCUUUGGAACCCUCCUCUGCGUAAUCCUGGUGUACUGCAAUCUCGCAGUGAUCAGAGCAUUGUACGCGAUCACGGCGCCGCGUGCCGGGGGGCAGCCGGUCGUCAGACGGGUGUCCAAGAGCAGCUGCAGACAGCGACAGCGAAGCCUCAACUCCGGAAACAACCUGCAGUCUAUGAACCACAACGCAGCCACGGCUGAGGAGGUGGCUUUCAGUAGACUCAUGGCGACGCUUUCGGUGCUGUUCAUGAUAUGCUGGCUACCGCAAUUGGUGACUUCGGCUCUGUACUUGUCGCUGGGCCCGCCCGCGUGGCCGCGGCUGGGUCUGCUAGGCGAUCUGUCUGAUGUCCUGAUGCUGCUCAACUACGUGCUCAAUCCCAUAUUGUACGUGCUCAUGAGGCAACGUCGAAGAGUAUCUCCCUCCACUCUGUGUCACAGCAUCGCGCAUUGUUUUAAGAGGAGUCACAAGAGAUCAACGGAGUCAGUGUCGAUGAAAACAUCGUGUUGCCCACAAGAGACGGUGAUGGUGAGCGACAGUUCUGGCGCGGAGAUGCGACCUCUGCGCGGGCACGCUGACAACACCGCGCCCCUGCUCACACCCACACCUCACAUCAUCAAACUAGAAGACUAGACGACCAGACCACCCAAAGAACAAAUCAUCUGACCUAAUUGAUUACCUGUACAUCUAGAAACUCUUAUUAUAUCGACGCUUGAACGGCAAACGUGACUAAGCGACAAUAACUGCUUUAUUUAUUUAUUCCAUUCAAUACAAAGUCA